Molecule: messenger RNA, 1608 nt
Organism: Arachis stenosperma
Lineage: Eukaryota; Viridiplantae; Streptophyta; Magnoliopsida; Fabales; Fabaceae
Product: putative serine/threonine-protein kinase
Exons: 5
Coding region: 42-1331 (429 amino acids)
Biological process (GO): protein phosphorylation
Molecular function (GO): ATP binding; protein kinase activity
Source: RefSeq, a predicted model, not a curated record
UGGUCACAAGUGUCCAAUUGCAUGAAUAAAGAAAGAAAUGGAUGAGUGAAGAAUGUGUCAGAGGAUUUAUGCCUAAUUUAUUUGGCCGUCUCUUCGUUCACUUAAACACCAUCCUUCCAUCCCAUUUAAUUCCUUCUUCGUCUCCACACCCAACAGUUCAUUCAGACAUGAAGAACCCUUUUUCUCUUUUUGCUUGUUUCUCAGCGUCUUCCAAUCAACAAAACAACAACAACGAGGGUGAGAAUGAUGUUAUUGAUGAGGAGGAUGAUGGAGCCUUUCGUGUCUUCACUUAUAACCAACUGAAAACAGCCACUCGCAAUUUUCAAACCUCAGACAAGGUUGGAGAAGGAGGCUUUGGUACUGUGUACAAGGGAAGGCUUGCUGAUGGGAGUCUGGUGGCCGUGAAGGUAGUUUCGAUUGAGGUGGAAUCGAUGCGAGGAGAGAGUGAAUUCGUGGCGGAAUUGGCUUCCCUUGCAAAUAUCAGGCACCAAAAUCUUGUUAGACUGAGAGGGUGUUGCGUGGAAGGAGCUCAUAGAUAUUUGGUGUAUGAGUACAUGGACAACAAUAGUCUUUACCAAACCUGUUUGCGUUCGGAGGAAGGGAGGAUGAGAUUCAAGUGGGAAGCAAGGAAGGAAGUUUCCAAAGGUGUGGCUCACGGCCUUACCUAUCUCCAUCAACACCUUAGGCCUCACGUUGUCCAUAGAGACAUCAAAGCCAGUAACAUACUCCUUGAUACUAAUUUUAUGCCUAAGAUUUCUGACUUUGGCUUAGCUAAACUUUUAAGAGACGAAACGUCUUAUAUUAGUACUAAAGUAGCAGGGACAUUGGGUUAUCUUGCACCAGAAUAUGCUAGUUCUGGACGAUUCACAAGAAAAUCAGAUGUUUAUAGUUUUGGAGUUUUGCUUUUACAAAUUGUUAGUGGUCUACCAGUUGUGGAUGCCUAUCAAGAUACUGAUCGUUUCAUCGUACAAAAGGCAUGGAAAGCAUAUGAAGAGAACAACCUAAUAAGAAUGGUGGAUCCUAUGCUUAAUAUGAACUUUUCGGCGGAAGAGGUGAUUAGAUUCUUGAAGGUGGGUUUGCUUUGCGUGCAAGAAACAGCAAAGCUGAGGCCAAUAAUGUUAGAGGUUGUGGAGAUGUUGACCAACAACAAUGCUGACAUGAAUGACAUUCGCAUUUCCAAACCUGGCUUUGUUGCUGAUCUUAGGAACAUUAGAAUCAAGAAACAAGAAGGAGCAAUGCACUCAUCAAAGGAAUCAUCAAGUUACAGUGGAGCAACCUUUGCUGCAAGUCCAAGCUCCAUUUUGACUACUAUGAUGAAUGUUGGUCGUUAGUUUGGUCACCCCUAACAUUCUUUGAUCGAGUCUUCUUUGUUCUUCUUUUUUUUUCUGCGAGUGUUCAUUCUCUUUUUAGUCAUGUAUAGUAAGAUUGUUUUACAGGAAAUGAGAAUUUUUCUUUUUCUUUGUAUCCAAAAUAAUAAGACUAUUCCAAUAUACACUUUUGUGUCUUUUGGUUUCAUCGUGUAAUAUAAGUAGUCCAUUGGUUUCUUCCAAGUUCUUUGUUCAAUUGCUUCCGAUUGGUGGACCAAAACAAUGUGGCAGUUUGAGCAUA